Carya illinoinensis is the source of this 1274-nucleotide messenger RNA. Its product is annotated as 3-oxoacyl-[acyl-carrier-protein] reductase FabG-like. The coding region runs from base 173 to 955 and encodes 260 amino acids. The record is from RefSeq and is a predicted model, not a curated record. The transcript is spliced from 5 exons. NCBI's taxonomy places the organism in Eukaryota, Viridiplantae, Streptophyta, Magnoliopsida, Fagales, Juglandaceae.
CCAGACAGUUUAGACCCUUAGAAACAACGAUACAAGACUACGAUAGGUACAUCCAUCCAUCCAUCGAUGAUCUCUCCCGGUGUACGUAUAAUUACCCUUGCUAGCUAGCUAGUCUCCUCUUUCCUUCCUCUCAUUAAUUUCUACGCUCGCUCGCUAGCUAUUUCAAAGCAAGAUGCGCAGCAUGGCCAGUUCCACCUCCGCCCGAGGCAUCGCGGCCAUUGUCGGCGUGGGACCGAAGCUCGGCCGCUCCAUCGCUCGCAAGUUCGCUCACGAGGGCUACACCGUCGCCAUCCUAUCUCGCGACUUCGGGAGAUUGUCGAGGUUUGCGGAGGAGAUAGCGAUGGAGGAGAAAGCGCAAGUGUUUGCGAUACGAAUCGACUGCUCGGACUCAAAGAGUGUGACGGAGGCAUUCGAAGGGGUUCUCUCGCUGGGAUUUGUGGAAGUUUUGGUGUACAAUGCGUACCAGCCUGUGUCUUCGCACCCCAACAACUUCGCCGGCAUCCGCAUCGACUCCUUUGAGAAGUCCCUCGCGGUCUCUUCCGUUGGUGCCUUCCACUGCGCCCAACAGGUUCUUCCAGUCAUGGUGGAAAAAGGAAGAGGGACAAUUUUAUUCACGGGCUGUUCAGCUUCUCUCAACGGCAUUGCUGGUUUCUCUGAGCUAUGUUGUGGAAAAUUCGCGUUGAGGGCACUAUCGCAAUGUCUGGCAAGGGAGUUCCAACCUUUGGGUGUACACGUCGCCCAUGUUGUCAUUGACGGUGUCGUUGGCCCACCAAGAGUGAGGCUAUCAGCAUCGUCGCAGAGGGCGUUGGUUGGGGAACAAGAGAACGGAGGAGGGGAUGCAUCAAUGGACCCAGACGCGCUGGCUUUAAACUACUGGCACCUGCACGUUCAGGACCGGGCCGCUUGGACCCAAGAGCUCGAUCUACGAGCCUCCUUUAAUCCCAGAUCCUUCUAGUAAUACCACUGCCUCCGAUAUCUUAAUAAGUUGCCACUCUGUAUGUGUGAUUCCAAGCCUCCGACCCUACAUGCAAUAUACACUCUUCCAUGUGGCCGGGAAUAAGUUAAAAUGUGUUGGAUACUUUCUAGCCACCUGCUAGAUCGGUCACAUUAUUGAUUACUCGCAUUAUUGUUUAUCUCCUUUUGUAUUUAUUCAAAUAUUAGACAUGUUAUAAUUAGAUGCAUGUUUUAAUUUUCUCCUUGAACUGUGACUUUGGGUGUGUACUGUAUAUAUAGUAUGGGAUCAAAUGAAAGAUGUUGCAAUGGUUCAAUUAUUA